AUGCGCCUGCCGUUGGCACUCGUCUUCGGCGCGCUGCUUGGAAGCGUCCACGCAAAUGUUGUGAUCCGACAAGACGACUCGGGCUCUUCGUCCACCGCUCCAGGCCCGACCGAUGGAGGUGACUCGUCCAGCUCUUCAUCGCCGUCGUCGACCACUCCUCCCCCGACCUCGUCGACUCCUGGCAGUAGCAGCAGUAGCAGCAGUAGCAGUAGCAGCAGCAGCAGCAGCAGCUCUGACGAGGACAGCACCACCACCAUCUUCGAGACCGAGACUGUGACGGGCCCCGACGGCAAGACUGUCACAAGCAUCAGGACCGAGACGACGACCAUCACCACGACGAUUACCACGACGUCGACGGCUUUUACCACGACCACUGUUACUAGCAGCAACGCGGAAACGGCCACGACGACCGUCUUUGAGAUCACCACGGUCCUCGAAACGCCCACGGCCGCACAGAAGCGGGAUCUCAGGAUUGCGCCCAGGACGGGAGUUGAUCCUCUUCCCACCGAGGUUGUUGAUGCCGACGCCCUGAACCAAUAUCUGGCUCUGCGCGACUUGGAGGCGCGCGCCUUCGUCACCGAUGUCGUGACCGUGACCGUCGGAGGCGGCAGUGGCACUACCAUUGUCGACACUACUACCAGGACCGUCAGAGACACCGAGACCACCCGGACCGUUGUUACCAGGACCAUCACCCAGACGCACCAGGCCAAUGCCAAGACGACCGUCACCUCGACCAGCACCUUGACCGUCACCUCGACUGUUGUCAACACCGGUGUCCAGGAGACCAGCAGUGCCCCGACAGGCUCCGGCACGGGCGUUCCGGAUAACAACAACGGCCAUGCCACCGAUAGCUCGGGCCUGUCCACCGGCGCCAAGGCUGGUAUUGGUGUCGGCGUGGGUGUCGGCGGUCUUCUCAUCAUCGGCGCCGCCCUCUUCCUCAUCCUGAGGCGUCGCAACCGCGGCUUUAGCCCUGACCACGACGACCUGGUUGGCGCUUCUGAGGUCCCGAUCGGCGGCGGCGGUGGCGGCGGAAUUGGCGGUCCCGGUCGCCAGCAACCCAUGUCGGCUCACACCGCCAACGCAGCAGCUUUCCUGGCCCCCGGCCGCACUCCCGUCAAGCCCGUCGCUCCCGAGGGCUACCGUGGUACCGCCCUGGGUGAUGGACGUGCUGGAUAUGCCAAGCCAGAGACCUACGGUUCAGCCUACACCUCGCCCAGCCCGGCGACGACAAUGGCAAACACCGUCAGCCCCGUCUCGUUCGACAACAGGACCAACCUGCCUCCUGCUCAUGCCGAUGCUGCUGAGCUGGGCAACGACAACGUCAACGCUGCCAAAUGGACAAACCCCGAAGCUUCCGAAAUUGACGGCAAUGCAGUCCUGAGCCACCAGAGCGGGCCAGUCUACGAAAUGCCUACGCAAAAUUACCACUAA
This is a messenger RNA of Trichoderma aggressivum f. europaeum, 1431 nucleotides long. RefSeq lists its product as uncharacterized. The record is from RefSeq and is a predicted model, not a curated record. Lineage: Eukaryota; Fungi; Ascomycota; Sordariomycetes; Hypocreales; Hypocreaceae. The coding region runs from base 1 to 1431 and encodes 476 amino acids. The transcript has a single exon.